AUGGCAGACCGAAGUCCUUUGAAGAUUGAUAUCAGCAGCGAGCCGCCCGUCCCUCCCAUCGCCGCAGCUUUCUUGGUCAACUUUGACCAUCGCAAAGGGUAUACUUUGGUAUGGCACAGGUCCAUCGACGAAGCCCAGGUCGAGGGUGUCGUCGAGUUCAAAUCGUUACCGUCUGGACUACACAAUGUUGAGGAGGACUUAGUAUACUUCAUCCAUGAUAAAUACAGUGGCCUCAGCGCCUUCAUCAACAAGCCUGAUGGACAGUCCGAACGGGCAGCGCGCAUGUUGGCUGUUGGAGUCCUGGUUCCCCUCGAGUUCGGCCGUACCGGACGAAGUUGGCGUCAUGCAGAGGCCCUGCAAGCACUUGCAAGGUCUCAAAUCGACAACGUCCAAGACACCACUGCUCUGGAAGAAUACUGGGGCAAAUACAGGCUUCGGCCAGACGAGCGGCCAGAACAGGAACAAGUCCACAGCGAGUACCCUGGUCACUCAGCGACCCGACAGCCAGCAAACGGGUAUAGAAAAUCCAGGUCCAUGAGCACAGCAACGACAUUUCUACCUUCACAUCACACCUUGACGCCUCAUCAUCCUGCCUUGACUUUGCUCGACUCAGCGGACAUCUUCGGUCCUCUGCUUUUCCCUCUUUAUCGAGCCGCACUACUUCGCAAGCGGAUAUUAAUCGUCGCUGACACCCCUGUGCAAUCCAGUUGUAAUCUUGUAUAUAAUAUGUCCAUCUUGUCAUCUGUAUCAAAAGCACUCCUGGAAUUUCUACCCUCGGGCGAUACUCCGAGUCUUUGGUUGCGACCUCUGUUCACCGUCGGUGUGGGAGACAUUCCAGAGCUUGAAACGACCAAAUCGUCUCCUACAUCAGUAUCGAUUGCCGAGGACAAUUGGAUUGCAUGCACCACGGACGAUGUAUUGAGCACGAAACCGCAGCUGUACGACGUCCUAGUACUGAUGCCACCGUCGGAGUCAAACAAUGCUGCCACAAAAGUGUUUCCAAAAAUGGUCCUGUCAAGUCCCGAGUUGACAAAGUCAUUUCCAAAAGUUGGCAUUAAAUCGACCCAGCGAGACUUUCAACGGUUUGUGCGUCUUCAACAAGGUCUUCUCCAAUUUCGACCGAGCAAGACGGCAAUUAACGGCUCCUUGGAGAAUGGCGCCGAAGGCCGCCCACCGCUCUCCUCACGGCGGUCUUCCUUUUCGGCCAACAAGGCAGUUGUGGAACCAGCCUCCUGGUCGCGAAUGGCAUAUACCUCUCUUGUUUGGUGGGCAUCUGCUGGAGAUAGACGUGGGGGACUUGUUGAGACAGAAGAGGCGGAGAACGAACAAGAUUUGGCGCUGUUGAGCUAUGAAGACGACAGCGACAGUGAACAGACUCGGGAGGUUGCGCUUGUGGCAUAUUUCCAUCGCCUGACUGAGAUCAUAUUCCAAACCGUUGCAGAAGCCAUUGCGCGCUCUGACGGUACUCGAUCGGCACCAGAGUCAUCUUACCAUGACGACGACAAUAACGACAAUACAGAGUCGAUCUACGAAGAAACUGUACAACGGAGGGCUUCCUCGGAGGGAGAGGAGACACAAGGUCUCUUAGCGGACCCCGCCGACAACGGCGAAGUCGAAAUUACUCCGGAAGAUAUGGCAGCCAUGGGACUGGACAGCUGGAGCGCAUCCGACCGAGCAUUCGUCGAAGAACUGGUACGCCUCUGGUGGGGACGCAAGGCAGUGGUGCGACCGACGUCGAUUGAAUGCUGCGGCCUCAGGAUCUACUAG
Molecule: messenger RNA, 1767 nt
Organism: Capronia coronata CBS 617.96
Lineage: Eukaryota; Fungi; Ascomycota; Eurotiomycetes; Chaetothyriales; Herpotrichiellaceae
Exons: 6
Coding region: 1-1767 (588 amino acids)
Cellular component (GO): lipid droplet
Source: RefSeq, a predicted model, not a curated record